Molecule: messenger RNA, 717 nt
Organism: Cynara cardunculus var. scolymus (artichoke)
Lineage: Eukaryota; Viridiplantae; Streptophyta; Magnoliopsida; Asterales; Asteraceae
Exons: 1
Coding region: 1-717 (238 amino acids)
Source: RefSeq, a predicted model, not a curated record
AUGCCAAGUUAUGCAAUGUUUUUAAAAGACAUUUUGAGUAAAAAGAAAAAGUUGACUGAAUAUGAGACUGUAGCUCUGAUUGAAGGGUGCAGUGCUUUGUUGUCCAGUAAAAUUCCUCCUAAGAUGAAAGAUCCUGGAAGUUUUACAAUCCCUUGUUCAAUUGGAGGAAAAGAGAUAGGAAAAGCUCUAUGUGACUUAGGUGCUAGUAUAAACCUGAUGCCUUUAUCUGUYUUCAAUACCCUAGGCAUAGGUGAAGCUAGACCUACAACUGUAACUCUUCAGUUAGUUGACAAGUCCAUAGCCUAUCCUAGAGGAAAGAUUGAGGAUGUCCUAGUUCAGGUUGAUAAGUUUAUUUUCCUAGCUGAUUUUAUCAUCCUAGACUUUGAAGCCGACAAAGACAUUCCCAUCAUUUUAGGGAGACCUUUCUUAGCUACUGGCAUAACCCUGAUAGAUGUACAGAAGGGAGAAUUAACCGUGAGAGUCCAAGACCAACAGGUGACUUUUAAUGUUUUUAAUUCCUUUAGGUACCCUGAAGAAAGAGAAGAGUGUUCUACUUUGAGUCUAAUAGAAACCUGGUGUCAAGAGAAAAGUUUGGGGGAGAUCUUAGGUUUAUCUGAGACUAAUAGUGAUGAAGAGGAAGAUUUUGAGGAAAUAGAAACACCACUAGAAUCUGCUGCUUUUGAAGUUUUAGAACUGAGGAUACCCAAAAAGGGAUGA